Molecule: messenger RNA, 1779 nt
Organism: Rhizophagus irregularis DAOM 181602=DAOM 197198
Lineage: Eukaryota; Fungi; Glomeromycota; Glomeromycetes; Glomerales; Glomeraceae
Source: RefSeq, a predicted model, not a curated record
GCCGCUCUUUUUCCUCAUUAAAUUUUACAAGCUAACGUUAUUAUUUUCUAAAAAAUUGUUCAUCAUGACUUCUAUUCGAAACGACAUAGUUUUUACUGCGUACAAUAGAGCAUAUUCAUUAAUAGAUUAUAAUAUCCAAAAUACCUUAGACAAACAAUUUGAAUUUACGAAAAAAACUAUUCUUGCUGAUAAAUCUCUUACAAAAAAUGAAAAAUCAUAUGCAAUAAAAGAGUUAAAUAAAGAUUUUGAUUAUUAUAAACUUUUUGAAAAUGAAGGAACAAAAAGAAUUUGUGAAAAUUGUCAUGAUGAAUUAGAAUGGAUUCCAUAUAAUAAUUUACAAAAUAUUAAUUAUUUAACUAAAGGUGGAUGCUCUGAAAUUUAUACGGCAGAUUGGAUUGAUGGAAGUUAUGAUGAAUGGGAUUCAAAAGAAAAACAACUAAAAAGAUUUGGAAGGCAAAAAGUAAUACUCAAAAAGUUAGAAAAUGUUGAAAGUGCUAAUAGAAGUUGGUUUGAAGAGGGUAAAUCUCAUUUAUCUAUAAGUAACAAAUAUACACAAGUUGUUGAAUGUUAUGGUUUAACAAAAAAUCCAUCAAAUGAAAAUUAUAUGCUUGUAAUAAGUCGUUUAGAUAUAAAUUUAAGAGAAUAUUUACAACAAAAUCAUAAUAAACUUAAAUGGAAAGAAAGAAUUCAAAUAAUUAAAAAUAUUAAUAAUGCACUUAAUCAAAUCCAUCGAGAAAAUGCAAUUCAUAGAGAUUUACAUUCCGGAAACAUAUUAUUUAGUCAAUUAAUUCAACAGUUCCGAAUCAGUGAUUUUGGAUUUUGUGGACCAGCUGAUAAACCAUUAAAUAGUAUAUAUGGAAAUCUUCCUUAUAUAGCUCCCGAAGUUAUUGUAAAAAUGGAGUAUUCUUUUGCGUCUGAUGUCUAUAGUAUUGGUAUGCUUAUGUGGGAAAUCUCAUCCGGACAACCACCUUUUAUUAAUUUUGAAAAUGAUUAUUAUCUUGCAAUGAAUAUAAUAAAUGGAAUGAGGCCAAAAAUAGUACCAGGAACUCCUUUAGAAUAUAAAAAAUUAAUGGAACAAUGUUGGGAUGCUGAUACAACAAAAAGACCUGAUAUUAAUACUCUAGAUAAUAAAAUAGAUGAAAUGAAUAGAUUAAAUUAUCAAAAUGAAUUAAAAAAAAAUAAAAGCAUAAUUAAAAAAUUAAUUGAAAAAACUAGAUUAUCUAAACCAAAAACAAAUACUAUUUCAAAAAUAAAUGAAAUAAAUAAUUUUGAAAAUAACAAUACAAGUAGCAGAUUAUUUACAAGUAAAGUUUAUCAAUUUAAAAAUCUACCUGAACCAAAAAAUGCAACUGAAGAAGAACAAGAGGCAUUUCAUAGUAAACCUUAUAGCUAUAAUAUCCCUUAUAAUAUUGAUGAUUUUAAUGACAAGGAUGUUAGUAAAACAUCUAAUACAUCAAAAUCAAGUAAUAUAAUUAAAGAUGACGAUAAAAAAUUAUCUGAAGUAUUUGAAAAUAUGCAAAUAAAUUCAAAUAAUAAUUAUAUUCAAAAUGAUAAUAAAAUAGAAAUUAUACAGCAAGUAAAUAAGCACAACAUUGAUUAUAUUGAUGAUGAAGAUGCAAUAUAUAAUAAUCCAAAUCUUCAUUCAGAAGAACAAGAUGAAUUGGAAAUUCUUGAUGAUGGAUUCUAAAUUACUUUACAAAUUUUUUUCAACAAUUAUAUUUUACAAUUAUUAUUCAUAUUUUUCUUAUCCAGAAUUAUUUAAACACUAAGAAUAGAGUA